UAUGCGUUGCAGAAACAGUUGUGUUUUCGUCCUCGAUUGUUGUUCGCAAUGGUCACGUCCGCGCGACGGCAUAAUUCGUACAUCGACAAUUGUCUGAUCUUAUCUUAGGCUUUUGUAUUUGUACUUAGCCUACAAUAGUUAUUAAAAAUUAUACAGAUAAAUCAUUCGUUCAAUCGUUUUUAGUCGUUCGCGUGUGGUCAUUUUGUGGUGUAAACACGUUAAUUGAUCAGUGCGAAUGAUAGUGGAUACUACAAUAUCGUACAAUAUGGCUAUGAAAUAAACAUAGUUACUCAACUUAGUUGAAGGAAUAUAAUGCGAAUUUGUUCUGGCCCGGUAAAUUACAAACUCCGUCCCAGAGUGACAUGUACAGCAGUCAAUCACAAGGUUUGUGUUCAGAACGGCUGGUGGCUGAUGAAAGUGUUGCUAUUGUCACGCAUCACAAAAAACGCAAGCUGGACCAAUUACACAAUGCCGCUUGCGGCACAGAAAACUACCAUCAUAAUAAGUACAAAUUGAGUUCAUUACACCAUCAUUACGAGCCAAUAGUUGAGUUAGUUUCUUAUGAACCAAUAAAAUAUCGUAAACAUCAUGGUACUUCAAAUGCUCCAUCCAACAUAAAGAUCAGUCCAUCUUCUGCCCACAAUCAAAAUUUCAUACGAGCAUCAACCAUAAAAUUAUUAGAUACAUACCAACGCUGUGGACAAAAGCGCAAGUCUUGUGAAGGUGGUGUAAUUAAUGGUGUUGAAUCAAGUGGAGCUGGAGGAGCCAAUAUUACAUCAACGACAACUACUACUACAGCUACAACUGGACAACAAGGAAAACAGGGUGCUGAUGGUGAUUAUCAAUUGGUUCAACACGAAGUUUUGUACUCAAUGACGAACCAAUAUGAAGUUCUUGAAUUUUUGGGAAGAGGAACAUUUGGCCAAGUUGUAAAAUGUUGGAAAAAGGGAACAAAUGAGAUUGUUGCUAUUAAAAUAUUAAAAAAUCAUCCUUCUUAUGCUCGACAAGGUCAAAUUGAAGUAAGCAUUUUAUCUCGACUUAGUCAAGAAAAUGCAGAUGAAUAUAAUUUUGUUCGUGCCUAUGAGUGUUUCCAGCACAAAAAUCAUACAUGUCUGGUUUUUGAAAUGUUAGAACAAAAUUUGUACGAUUUUCUUAAACAAAAUAAAUUUAGCCCUUUACCAUUAAAAUUUAUUCGGCCAAUAUUACAACAAGUGCUUACUGCCCUUCUAAAGUUAAAGGACUUGGGUCUCAUUCAUGCAGACUUAAAACCAGAAAAUAUAAUGCUGGUGGACCCUAUACGCCAACCAUAUAGAGUUAAAGUUAUAGACUUUGGUAGUGCUUCCCAUAAAAGUAAAGCUGUUUGUAAUACAUAUUUGCAGAGUAGAUAUUACAGAGCUCCUGAAAUAAUAUUAGGAUUACCAUUUUGUGAAGCAAUUGAUAUGUGGAGUUUAGGAUGUGUAGUUGCAGAGUUGUUCCUUGGUUGGCCAUUAUAUCCAGGCUCAUCAGAAUAUGAUCAAAUUCGUUACAUUUGUCAAACACAAAAUUUACCUAACCUAGAUAUGUUAACUAAUGCCUCUAAAACAUCAAAGUUUUUUUAUCGUGAUGUUACUUAUCAAAAUAAUUGGAGACUCAAGAUAAUGGAAGAACAUGAAGCAGAAACCGGAAUAAAAUCUAAAGAAGCAAGAAAAUACAUUUUUAAUUGCUUAGAUGAUAUUGGGCAAGUAAAUGUACCUACUGAUUUGGAAGGCGGUGAACUUUUAGCUGAAAAAGCUGACAGACGUGAAUUCAUUGAUCUUUUAAAAAGAAUGUUGUCCAUGGAUCCGGCAAAUAGAAUCCAUCCUAAUAUGGCUCUUGUUCAUCCAUUUGUUACUCUAGCUCAUUUGGUAGAUUUUGCUCGUUGUGACAAUGUAAAAGCUAGUGUACAAAUGAUGGAAGUUUGUCGACGUGCUUUACCAGAUCAUCAUUCAAGUACUGGUCAAGCUGUUUUAGUUCCAGCUACAAAUGCUAAUGUCACAUUUGCUUUUAAUAAUCAGUAUCAGUUGUACAAUAGUCGCUCAAUGGCUCGUCAGUAUGGCAAUAGUUCUAAUCAGCAUCAUACUCAACUUUCUAUUUUAUGUUCUGCUGGUCCUGGAGCAUAUCAAACUGGAACGUCACCACCAAAACAUGUUGCUGUUAUGCCUCCCCCACCUCAUCCUUCACAACUUCAAAUUCAACACUCUACUAGCUUACUUGCUCAACAGUCUGGAGGUGGCCAGCAACAGUAUGUACCAGUAUCAAUGGUUGAUGGUAGUCGUCAAAUGAUAGCUACAUGGCCUGCACCCCCAGCACCUCAUCAUCGUCAAAUGGCCAUUGUGCCUCCACCAGGUGCAGGCGCACCAUCAGGUACUUGGCAUUCAGCAUCAGCUGCAGCAGCCGAUUGGGCUACAGCUUCUGGUCCUAGACCUCUCAUAGUAGAUUCUACUACUGCAAUAUUACAAGAUCAACGUUCAGUGGCCUUUACUACAGCUGAUGUUUAUGAUAGUAUUAUAGAAAGUCCUACUGUUGUUGGAACAAUUUGGGGUAGUUCAGGUAAUAAUGGAAAAUCACGUUCAAACAAAUCUCAUUUAGCUGCUUCACAGUCUCACCAUCAUCAUUCUCUUUCUUCCUUCAAUCAUCAAGCACCUUUAACUCAUCAUCAUCACCAUCUACGGCAAGAUAAAAAAGAGUCUGUCAUAAGUACAACAAAUCAACUCAGCCCAGUUAAAAAACGUGUUAAGGAAGGAACUCCUCCACAAGAAUAUGAAGGGAGAAACAAUAGAGGAAGUCUUAAUCAAGAAAAUGUUCCUAACUGGCAUCAACCUUCACCUAGCUACAAACAACCAGUAUGUUAUGAUAUACAGCAUGUUUUUGAACUCAAUGUAGAACUAUAUAAAGUGGGGAAUAUUAAACAACACACAAUAACAAUUCAUGACACUCCAUCUCCUGCUGUAUCAGUUAUUACAAUAUCUGAUAGUGAAGAUGAAGCUUCAACUAAAGGUAUUGAAUUAAAUAUUAAAGCAAAUCGUAAAAAUGUCAUAUCUUGUGUCACUGUUGGUGAAAGUGAUAAUGAAGAUCAUGUGUUAUCAAAGCAUGUACCAUAUCAUCAAAAACAUCUUCAGGGUUUGCGUUCUACUCCAGUUAUUUAUCAACCUCAAUCAAAAAGUUCUAAUAUACAGAAUGGAGAAUUUUUACAGUGUCAAAACAGUCCUUCUAGUAUUGAAUUAAGUGGUCAAUAUUCAUCAACUAAUACUUCAGCCAAUAAUAAUUCUCAACAACCAAUAUAUAUGCCCCAGUUACCAAGUGAAAUAAAACAUGAACCACACUUAAGUUCUUCCCAUAUUAAUAAUACCCUAACUCAGUCACAACUCAAACGAAUGGUAUCUAAAGUACAACAUACCCAUCAAAAUCAAGACUGUAAUAUUUUUAAUUCACCUGGAACAAAUAAACAAGAAUUACCUCAAGCUAUUGAAUAUUAUUGUAGUGGAGCUAAUUGUAAAGAUCCUUAUCAUUAUGUUUCGCCACAUGAUCAGCAUAUAGUAUAUGCUAGUGAUAAACGUUUAUCAUAUGCAAUUCCGUCAGCUCACAAACGUAAUAUAACAAAUCCUUUGGACUAUCAACUACAACCUCCUGUAGCCCAUUCUAGUAGGGAUUCUCACAUUAUAACGGCUCCUAAAACAGCAUGGACUCAACAAGCAAUACCUGUACAUCAAGCUUAUAGGAGUCAUGUGCCUGAUUAUACAACUGCCCAUCUUUCUCCGCAAGCUUUAGGAGCUAAUCGUGGGUUAUCACCUCUUGCAGGUCAACCAUUAUACCAUCAAAGUGAUAUUUACCGCCGACAAGCGGUUUAUGUUACUACUGGGCAACCACCUACAGCUGCAGCAUAUUUGCCAUCUCCACAAGUGCCUGCUACUGCAUUUACUACUGGACCUAUUCCACCUCCAGCUCAUCAUGCAAGUGCAAGACCUUUAUUAACAACACACGCCACUCAUCCUUUGCCAGCUCAUAUGCAACCUACAGCAGUGUAUGGCUACUUAAGUCCAGCUAAAACUCAUCAUCAGUAUCAACCAUUAUGGUUCACUGAGUAGGGUUUACUACAGAGGUCUGACAACAAUUUAAUGGCAACACUACUUAACAACAAAACAGAACAUCUAGUCGUCAAAGUCAGACCUCUGUAUAUGUGAACAGUAGACUCUGAACUCUUAAGGUUUUCAUUUCCUUCUGUGUACAUAUGCUAUUUUUAUUUUUAAUUUUAAAUGGUACAUUUUUCUUUUCAUAGUACUAUUUUUAAACUAAUCAUUCGUUGAAAAAUAAAACGAAACCAAAAAAUAUGACAUUUCAGACUCAUUUAUUAACACAUAUAUAUUUAUAAAUAAAUUAGUAUUAAACUAAAAUUAAUAGAAAUAAUAAAAAAAACAAAGAUGAUCAGUAAUUUAGAUAUUUACCUUGACUGGUUUUUUUUAUUCAUAAAUAUUGCAUUUUGAUCAACAAUUUUUUUCUUAAUUUUUUAUUUUUACAAACUCAAAUGGCUGUUAAAAAUGUACAAUAAAUCUACAAGAAAAUUACAUUUAAAAGUUCUUAAGUACAUAAAUAUUUCAAGAAUAAAAUAACUAGCCAUAAUAUAAUUUUCUUUUUAAAUAAUAUUAGUGAGACAUAAUUACUUAUUGAAUUAUUUUUAUUUAUUUUUAAACUAUGAAUUUUUAACUAUAGAGGACUAUAUAUAUAAAUAUAUAUUUAUAUAUAUUUGUAUAUAUCAAAAAUAUAUUUUUAUUAUAUUAAUACUUACAAAUAUGUUUGAUUUUUCUAUUCUAUAUUCAUCAUAUUAAUAUUUUAAUUUUUUUAUAAUUUAUAUUUAAGGUAUGAAUAUUACGAUUUUUAAUUAUUUACAGCCGUAUUAUUUAGUUGUCACUGUAAUUUGUGUGUUUUAUUGUUGUGACAUUAUUUUUAUUGGUUUUAUAUACUUACAAGAUUAGAAUAGUUUUACAAUAUGGGUGAUAUAUAGAAUUAGAGUAUUUGUUGAACAUAUUAUUUUUAAGUUUUUAUUUUCAUUAUAAUUGUCACUAUUAGUUAUAACUUUUAUUUUUACUGAUUGAUUACAAAUUCAGAAUAAAGUAUAAAUUAACUAUAUAAAUAAGUAUAACUAACACUAAACUAACAUAACCUUUAUGAAAUAUUAUUUUAUUACUAUUAUCCUUUUUACUAUUUAGCUUUUAAUGGUUGUGGGGUAAAAUACACCUGUAGUACAUAAAAUAUUAAAGAAUGACAGUAUUUAAUUAGUUAAAAAAUUUUAAAUAUUAAAUUGAAAUAUUUGAGUUACUAUUUUAUAUUUACGGUAAAGGGAUAAUUUAAAUCUUUAUAUAAAUAUAAACUAUAAUUAACUAUACUAUAUUAAAUCAAUAUAAAUUAAAUAUAAAUAAAAUAUAUAUUCACGAAAAAAUUCUUAGAUAUUAGUAUUUUUCCACAAAUAAUAGAUAGUUAUAUAAAUAUGUUAUAAUCAAUCUUGAUCAUUGCUUAGUACAAAAAUUACUCAAUUGAAUAUUAAUAAUCAUAAUUACUUAUUUUUUUACUGUCAUUGUAUUUAUUAUAUUAGUAAUAAUUAUUUAAAAAAAAGUCAUUUUAAUAUUUUUGUUAUUCCUCAACAUUAUGAUACACCUUUAUAAAAUUAAACUUGAUAAUAAUUUUUUGAUAUAUGUAUAAUUAUUAAAGUUGUUCUUACAUCUUGCAUUAAAAUAAGUUUGGCAUUUAAAAAAUAAUUUUAGAACAAAUUGUUACACUACAUUUUAUUACAAAAAGGAGCUUUCUCUAUGAUUUUUUUAUUUAAAUUAUCCAUAACUAUGUUCUACACAGUUUUAUUGUGGGAAAAAUGUCAAAAAUUCCUUUAUAUGUGUGUAGUAAAAUUUUUUUUAGAAACUAGUUGAUUUGUUUAAAUUGUAUUUUUUUUUAUAUAAAAAAAAAUAUAUUACCUAUUAAAAAAAAUGAAAAUUAAAAGUGUCUUAUAGGAGAACUAUAUACAAUAGUGCCAUAGAAUAUAAACAUAUAGAUCCAAAAAUAUAACUCAUCUAGUUAAAUUUUAUUUAAAUAUAAUUAAAACUAAACACAAAAAUCUUAAUUUUUCAUUAUAAAAUGAAUUUCUUCUAUAAAUAAAUAAAUAACUGUUUAAACAACUCUGUAUAUUUUGGAACAAACAUUAAACUAAAUAUAAUAUUAUGAGUUCAUUUACAGUCUAUAAUUUUAAAUAAUAGCUAAGAUUAAUAUUUUGUACUUUUACAUUUUCACGUCAUUUAAAUGAUGUGUAAAGUGAUUAUUUUUCAAUGUUUAACAAGAUUUUGCUUAACUUUUUAUUAUUAUGUUUAUUGAAUAAUAAAAUUAUGUAGUAACAAUCAUUAAACUAUUGUCCAUAAUCUUAGCAUUAAUAUUUAGUUAGAUUUUAGGUAACUUUUCAUUAUUGUAUCUUACAGGGAAUUAAAAUAAUUUUAUAUGUGAAUUUAAAUAUUAUUAAUAAACAAUUUUUCAUAGUUUUACGAAAAAAGUGCUUAUUUUAAAAAUAAAUUAUAAUUUCAGACUAAAAUUAAAUAUUAGUGAGAGUAAAAUAUAUAUUUAAUAAUAUUUAUACAUUUAUUAUUGUAGUAAUAACAUAAUUUAUUGUUUUAUAAUUAUAUUAGUUUUUAAUUAUUUGAAUAAUUUAAUAUUCAAUGAACUUUUAAGUUCUUUAAUCAGAAAAACUUAAUGAUUUUUCCUUUAAAAUUUUGAUGAGUGAAACUGUUUUUACUUUUCUUUGCAUACAUUUUUUAUGUAAGAAAUUUUUCAAGUGAUAUACCUCGUAAAAAAUUGUUUAAUAUUUUAUGCUAUUUAAAUACAGUCAAAUGUAUUUGAUGUCAUAAUUGAAUUCAUAAUUUGAAUAAUGACUUAUAUUUUCAAUUUUUAACUAUAGUCAUUAAAAAAAUUGUCUUGUAUAAUAAUUAUUAAACUAUUUAAUCAUCUUUUGUUACGCAUUUAUAAGUAUUACUUGGUAAAUGUGUAAGAAUAUGUAUGAUUUUUAAACAUUUACAUGUAUAUUUAAAGUUUAAUGAUACUAAAAAGGUACAUAAUGCUGAAUUAUAUUAGCCUAUAGAAUUUUGUUUGUUAAUGUAACAUUAAAUGACAAUUAUUUAAACAUUAGUAUAAUUGUUAACAUAAAACUUAUUAUUUGUUUGAAAAAUGUUACAUAUAUCCAAUUUGUAGUUAUUUAUAAUAAUCAUAAUAAUAAUAAAUGCUUUCAAUGGAUAAAAUAUCAAACCAAAUGUUUUUUGCUGUAUAACAUUUCCGAAGUAUAUAAAUUAUGCUUUUUAAUUUAUUUAUUUCCUGAACAAUAUUUUUCAUUUUUAUACAACUUCUAUUUAACUUUUUUCAUAGUAUUAAACCAAUGUAUAUCGUGAUAAUUAUUAUGAAAGUAUAUUUAUGCUAUGAUUCUAAUGUGUGAAAUGCUAUUAAUUAUAUUUUAUUAUGUCUUUUUCUUUAGACCAAAAUUGUAUUUAUAAUUUAUGUAUUAUAUAAGUUAAUUAUUAUCUGCUCAGUACAAGGAAAUAAAUAGGGUUUAUAUGAGCAUGAACUGUAGUUAUAUAAAGGAACAAUUGAACAUUAUUUAAAUGUAUAGUUUUCAUGAAAUCUAUACCUUAUUCAUAUUAUGGACUGAUAAAAAUGUGGCGGUUCAUUUAAAUUAUUAUUAUUUUUUUAAUUUUUAAGAUAUACAUCGAAUACAAUCAAUUAGAAAUUACAUAAAUUUCAAAAACAUUAAUUUCACAAUUGUUUUGGAUAAAAACAAAACAACUCUGAUGUAUAACUACUGUGAUAUUUGUUGUUAAAUGUUAAGUAAAUUUUUACCUCAGUUGGUUUUAAUUAUCACCCAGAUAAAGUGUAUAAGACUGUAUACAUUUAUACUUUUUUAAUAAAUCAAUUUUUUAAUACAUAUUUAAUUUGUAUGUUUUCAUUUAUUAUCUGGCACUAAAGUGAUUGUAUUCUUUUUUCAAUUGUUCGUUUUUUAUUUUUUGAUGUAUGAAUAAUGAUAGAUAAUUGUAUUCAAUGUAGUAUAAAAAUAUUAUAAUACAUUAUUACUUCUAGGUUGACCUUAUAUUUGUACUGAUUGAUAAUACAUAAAUUAUUUACAUAUUUGUUUAUGUAUAGUUAUAAUAUAAAUUAUUAUAAUCUUAAUAGUUUUUAACUAUCCACUGUGUCGCUUUCAUAUUAUUUCUAUGUAUAUUUUUUUAUUAUUACCAUAAAAUUAUUGUAUUCUAAUAAAAAUGAUUGUCAUCUGCAUUAAGCUGGUGUUAGGGUAAUAACCUAUUGGAACAAAAAUAAUAAACAUAUAAAAUAUGCACUA
Messenger RNA from Daktulosphaira vitifoliae (grape phylloxera), 8371 nucleotides. RefSeq names its product homeodomain-interacting protein kinase 2 (gene Hipk). Bases 363 to 4103 code for a protein of 1246 amino acids. Gene Ontology annotation, cellular component: cytoplasm; nucleus. The record is from RefSeq and is a predicted model, not a curated record. The transcript has 21 exons. Gene Ontology annotation, molecular function: protein serine/threonine kinase activity; ATP binding; protein tyrosine kinase activity. Gene Ontology annotation, biological process: peptidyl-threonine phosphorylation; peptidyl-serine phosphorylation. Lineage: Eukaryota; Metazoa; Arthropoda; Insecta; Hemiptera; Phylloxeridae.